This is a messenger RNA of Asparagus officinalis (garden asparagus), 748 nucleotides long. Its product is annotated as ubiquitin-conjugating enzyme E2 2-like. Bases 138 to 596 code for a protein of 152 amino acids. The record is from RefSeq and is a predicted model, not a curated record. The transcript is spliced from 5 exons. NCBI's taxonomy places the organism in Eukaryota, Viridiplantae, Streptophyta, Magnoliopsida, Asparagales, Asparagaceae.
AUAUUCCCCUCCCACUUAAAAGCUCCAAAUUUUGACGAAAAAACAGCAGAAGAUUUGGGGGGAUCGAGCUUCUUCUCUUCUCUCUCCACAAAGAAAGAGAGCAAGCUAGAGAGAGAGAGAGAGAGAGAGAGAGAGAGAUGUCAACUCCAGCAAGAAAGAGGCUGAUGAGGGAUUUCAAGAGGAUGCAGCAGGAUCCUCCCGCUGGCAUCAGUGGAGCUCCGCACGACAACAACAUCGUGCUGUGGAACGCAGUUAUUUUUGGACCCGAUGAGACUCCAUGGGAUGGAGGUACGUUUAAAUUGACGCUGCAGUUCACGGAGGAUUAUCCUAAUAAGCCUCCAACGGUUCGGUUUGUUUCACGAAUGUUCCAUCCAAACAUAUACGCAGAUGGAAGCAUAUGCCUGGAUAUUUUACAGAAUCAAUGGAGUCCUAUUUAUGAUGUUGCAGCAAUAUUGACAUCAAUUCAGUCUCUUCUCUGUGACCCAAAUCCAAACUCCCCAGCAAAUUCUGAGGCUGCUCGAAUGUUCAGCGAGAACAAGCGAGCAUACAACCGAAAAGUUCGUGAGAUAGUUGAGCAGAGUUGGACGGCUGACUAAAAUGCGAGGAAGAAUAACUUGGCCUUUCCAUAGGCGAAAAUGUUGUAUCUAUGGAGACUUAUAUUUUACUUUGUUACUUUCCAUAGGCGAAAAUGUUGUAUCUAUGGAGACUUAUAUUUUACUUUGUUAUGAAAUAUUUCCUUGCUUUUUUU